AUGCUGACACCACGCCUCCAGGAACAGCAUCGCCUCUGCUGGCAGGGAUCAUCGGGAGCGUCGUCGUACUGCUGGCACUGCUGACCACUUCACUGCUGGCAGCUACACUGAGACGGUACAGAGCUCGCAGGCUGACAGCAGGGCGCGCUGUCAGUCUACCGUCUGACUGUGCAGAUAAGGAGACAGCUGACGGUAUCUCUGUCAACGGCGAUAUCACCCCGGGCGAGUAUUCAUCAGGCUCGCUGGCGGGAGGAAGUCACCUGCUCCUGCCUGUGCGGGGCAAAGGCGGCCGGAGAAGCUCGAGUUCUGGAGGCAUGCAAGAUUUUUGUCGGGAGUUUGCCCACUUAGAGUCCAGCGCUGCAGGGACUCCUACACCUGCUGUCGUUCAGCCUGAACGCGAUAUCGAAAUCAGCCGCAAUGCGACACUCAGUCCUGGUAUUCAAGAAUCAACCGCGACCAACCCUGCCUUGUACUCCUGUGGUUACCGGUACAUCAGAAGAGGCAGCGACUUUACUUGCAAUGAUAUCUCAAACAGAAACGAAAUACCUCAAGGCAAUGAACAACGCCAUGUUGGCUUUCGGGUCGAUGAGUCCUUACACAGACAAGACCGUGCAGAAGAAAGUGGAUCUUUAGAUAGACGUUCGAUGUCAUCUCGUAUCAAUGACCUUCGCAAAGAAAUUGGUGUCAACGAUGACGUCAUGUGGGGGUCUCCAGGUCACAGUACAGGUGAUUCACAGUAUACUUUCGUAGACUCAUCCAGAGUCUCGCCUUACCACGAUCAUGAUGUCGUUAAUAAUCUAUUUAAUAGCUUUAAGUUAGUCUACAGACCUUCAGCUGGUCUUACCAGCAAUUAUUACGAUUCUUCAUCAACAAGUUUAGUGCCCAGGGCCUCUCAGAACCACCUAGAGUCACCCAGAGUCUCUGGUACGUUAGAGUCUCCUGAAAAGUUGACUCCGACUCGGGCGCCUCCCUUGGCCCGUCGUGGUGGAGUAACGGCCAGCGGAUGUACGAGACGGACUGACGAGAGCUACGUUUAAUUAAAAAGUUUAAUUCGGGCAUAAUGAUGGUAAAAAGCUUGCUGGCUCAUUUUUACAUAUUUUUAAAGUUAUUUUUAUGAAAUAAACUGACCGAGAAUGUUGCUACUUGUCAAUUGUAAAUGUGUUGCACAAUGUCAAGGAUUUUCUCAUACGGGGAAAGGAAGAUUGGUAGCCAUUGUCAUUAAUGAAUUUUUUAAGGCCUUAAUUGUCUCUAGUUUUUUUUUAUCGAUCAAGUGUCAAUUUCGUUCAAUUUGUGCAAUGUUAUAGAUCUUUGAUCAAAGCUCUUAACUCUUUAACGUGAUAUUUAAUUAAUAAAAUGCCAAUCAGAGCGAAUUUCACUUGGUCGAGCCUCACUAUUUGGCAUGUCAUUGCCUUUUCCUAAAUUUUACCGGGAUCAAUUAAAUUAAUAACGAAGCUUUGCGCUUAAUAAUCUAUACCGGCAGUCAUAUUGUGCUGUGACACAAAAAGUUACUAGAUUUGUGAUGCAAUUCUAACUUGCAGUGGUGAUUUUCAUAAUUUCUUUCUUCUCUGAAAACCUGUUUGAGAAUUUUUUUCAAUAAUAAUAAAACCACAUAAAUGUUAACCUGUCUGAACAAGCUCACGAUUAUUCAUCAUACAUGGUAUCUUUAUUUUAACAUCGUUGAUGGUCAUGAAAAAGUUAAUAUUACAGACUGGUAUUAAAAACCAUGCGUUCAUCACAAAAUACGGAAUAUGACGAAAAUUAUAUAAAUAUAUGAAGAAAACAUUCAAGAUAUUAUGCCAAAUUAUUAUUUCCAGAACAACCAACAUGCGUUAAACUCAAAUGUUCACGGAAUGAACAGUAUAAUUGUGAAAUCUGAAUAAUUGUUAGACCAUAAUUCUUGUUCAGGGCAUUUUUACAUUACGAAACUGAAAUCAUCCCAUGUGUUAUGGCAAUGAUACACCCUUCAUCAGCGCCA
This is a messenger RNA of Hyalella azteca, 1975 nucleotides long. RefSeq lists its product as uncharacterized. The record is from RefSeq and is a predicted model, not a curated record. Lineage: Eukaryota; Metazoa; Arthropoda; Malacostraca; Amphipoda; Hyalellidae. The transcript has 4 exons. The annotation marks the transcript as partial.